Molecule: messenger RNA, 4640 nt
Organism: Patella vulgata (common limpet)
Lineage: Eukaryota; Metazoa; Mollusca; Gastropoda; Patellidae
Product: cilia- and flagella-associated protein 61
Exons: 2
Coding region: 145-3996 (1283 amino acids)
Source: RefSeq, a predicted model, not a curated record
CUAUACUAAUGUUAUGGCCGCCAUUCAGUUAGCAACGAUAAAGAGCGUGAUUAAUGUUAGCUGAAUGUGGUGUUUGGCUUAAUAUUUGUGAUCGAAAUCAAAACUAACGACAUUCUGUUUGAUUUGGGUUGAUUGGUAGCCAUUAUGAGUGUCAACAGUGAAACGCCGUCCAGUCGUGGUGGUCAGGUUAUAAACGGGUCCAGUACAGACAGCGAAAGACCGUCCAGUCAACAAGUGAUAAAUGCCAGACGAACUGAAUCUUUAGAUGCUCCUCACAUUGUAAAGCUCCUUCAAACUAGCACCAAUGAACUGUUUGGAAGAGUUGAUAUUGUGAAUGUGAUUGAGAAGGCUGUGUUAGCAAUAACAUUAACAAAUGAACACGAGGAAAUCCUUGGACAUGCUGCGUUUUAUGAUUAUCCUAAUCUAGAUUGUGUUGAUGAAGCUAACUGGGAAUGCUGGCUAAAUGACAAUUAUGAAGGAUCCAAAUGCUUGGCUUUAAACACACUUUUUAUUCAUUUGUUUGUUGCAAAAUCAGACUAUUCACAUGGUUGUGCUAAAGAAAUAAUUCGCACGGCUUUUACUGCUGUUCCUGAUAUCCAUUUUCUUUUAUUGGUGGUGCCAAAUGGUAUCUUUCCAGACCCAGCAUUAGCUGAUAUUUUUCACCCAAUGACCAGAUUAGAAGGUGCUGCCCAUAAAUCUGAAUCCACAGUUUUUGUUUGUAACCGACAUGAUCAUGUCCCAGUUCUACAUGUUCGAAAUGCCAGAGUUGAAGACAAUGAUGACCUCACGCCUAUAUUCAAUCGUCAAAGUGACAUGCUAAAAUCUAUAUAUGGAGAUUUCUUUCUGGCUGAACUAAUUGAAGCUCAGGAUGAAGAGAUGCAGUGUCUGGUAGCAGAAGCUGAAGGAGCAGCUUGUGGUUUUGUUAGUUUAAAUAACAAUGUUAAUUAUGACUUACUUAAUGAGUGUUUUGAGCUAGCUCCUUUCCACGGAUUACGUAAACCACAUGAAAAUGAUGAAUUAACCUUGCCUCAGGUAGAAAUCCCUCAAAUAACAGCAGUUAACACAGACCCCAAAAUAUCACCGAGCUCUUCAGACGUCACAAAAGAAGCAACAGAGGAGAGCAAGGAAGAUACCAAAAAGACUGAUGUAACUGAUUCAAAUAAAACAGAGACGGAAAAACCAGAAUUGAAUAAAACCAGUAGAAAGUCUAGUUCAAGUAGCACCAAAGCGGCCAGUAUUACACCAGAGAGUCUGGAUGGAGAUGGUGUUAGUCGCAAUCUAAGUGUUAGUUCAAUGGGUAGUGAAGCAGCUACGUUAAGAAGCUUCAGACCGGGUGGAACUGACACUGUACCCGGAACUAUGUAUACCAUGUCUGGUCAAGCCGCAUCUCCUAAACCUUUGUUUCAAGCUAACAAGAGAUUUGUACCGACAUACAAGGGUUUACCGAACGCUUUUGCUGUCCAACUUUUCUGUAUUGAUGAGAGGUAUGAGAUGAGGUCCAUGGAUUUUCUAUUCAAAGCUUUUUCCUUAUUCCCAGACUAUGACUUUUGCGUGAUCACAGUUCCUCACCUAGUUCCCGAAUUUCCUCUUCUCCAAGGGUUUGUGCGUGUAACUCCAAGAUGCCCAAGCAUUUUAUCCCAGGAACUCUAUAUUUUCAAUAAAUCGGGUCUCUUGAAGAAUUUCAACAUACGAACAGCAUGUACUAAAGAUGUGGAGCCCGUUGAAAAGUUGGUCAAAUCUUUGGAUUGCCACACUGACUUAUUAGACGAUUUUAAACAAUUUCGGACUGCAAGAAGAGAUCCAGAUGGAAAAGAAAUGCAGGUAUUUGUAGCUGAAUGUUUGGAACAGAUUGUGGGUGUGUGCAUCAUAAGACAAGAAGAAGAUAUAGAAUAUAUACGGUCCCAUUAUAAUAUAGAAGACUUCAUUUAUUAUAAUCACCAUAGGCGUCAAGACCAUGGCCAUCUUCAUCACUUUGCCUUAAACCCAAUUUUCAGUCAUAUGUCCAAACACUUUCUGAAAGAAGUUUUAAGGUUGGGACAUAAAACAUGCCUCUACUUUCCGCUCUAUCCACCUUAUACAGAUAAACAGCUGGUCGACAAACAUACAAUGAUCUGUUCUCUCAAAGACUUAGUUCCGGUACGAUCGAGACAGCAAAUCAUCUACCCUUUAAAAGAAUUGGGUGAAAAUGCUCCGUCGGAACGAGUUUUAAAGCAGAACCAAACCUAUGCCCUUGCCCACGUUAAUAGAAAACUAACGUUAGAACCAAAAGUCACAAUCAAUGCUAGAAUUGUUGUUGUCGGUGCUUCAGAUGUUGGCGUGUCGUUUUUAGAAACACUGGCUUAUUGUCCCCACCUCAGGUUCAAUAAUGUAACUUUGAUAUCUCCAAAUGGACUACCAGGAGAAAUGGAUCCAAAUCUGGUAAAACACGAAGUUCUCAGUAAGAGUCACCCAAGAAGUCAAAGUGAAGACAUCUGGUCCUUUUUACGCACAUGGAUCAACGUAGUUUAUGGUAAAAUGACAGGUAUUGACAGAACAAAGAAACGUGUAGUGGUUGAUAAGAAUUGUGUUGUUCCUUACGAUCAUUUAAUUCUUUGCACUGGGCAGCAAUACCAGGUUCCUUGUCCAACUGAAGCGUCACUUCGUCAUGGCGUUACAAAUAGAGAGUUGCCCAAUAGCCCCGAUAGACGCUUCGCAGGGACCCAACCAGCUAAUCUUUUCCUAGUGAAUGACAAUUACGAUAGCUUAUCAGUAUUACACAAGAUCGAAACCAAAUAUCUGCAAAAUGACUCAAAGAUUCUUCUUUAUGGCAACAAUCUAGAUACCUAUACAUGUAUACAGUCCUUGCUGCAACUCGGAAUAAAAGGAAGUAAUUUAUUAUUAGUUGCGCCCCCCAUAGCUUAUGACGUCACAUGUUUUAACAACAAAGCCGUAGAGGAAGUUAUUGGCGCGGUUUUAAAAGAAAAUGAUGUUCAGGUCCACGAGAACUAUCUUCUAGCGGAAUGGACAUUGACAGAUGGUGGUGAAUUGUCGUCUGUCAGUUUUACUUCAGACGACACGCCCCUUACCCUAGAAUGCGAUGUCUUUCUUUCAUUUUACAAGAAAACUGUUGAUUUGAGCGCCUUCAAAGCAAUCAACGAUUCAUGCCUUGUCUUUGAUGGUAAACUGGUUGUAGAUUCCUCGUUUCAUACUAAUGACGUAGCCAUAAGGGGAGCUGGAACGCUUACCAAGUACCAAAGGAAGUACCAUGCAGAUAAAUGGACACAUGCUAACUUUAAUUCAAAAGAAAUCGGCACAGCGCUGGCUUCAGAAAUCCUCAAACUGUUUGACCCCACCUUGGAACAGCAACCAAAUCCCGUGGAAGAACAGUUAAAUCUGAUACCCGUUUAUGGAGCACCGAGAGUACAGAUAGCUAGACUGCCAGGUGGAUACCAUUACCUUCACGUGAAGAAACCCAGUCUAGACGUCCCACUAGAAAUUCAGAUGCAGAACGAGGACUAUGGACAAGAACUUGUAACAGGUACCCUUGCAGAUGGUAACUACUUCCGUUUACACAUCAACCUCUAUAACACCAUAGAAACCAUAACGUGUUUGUCUAAAACUAAAAUACCCUGUAGCAACUUACUUUCCUUAUUUGGAAUACACGAAAAAUAUUUAAACAAUCUUCUGUCACGAUUCAAGGAGGGUCUGAUUACAGAUUUCUACAGUUAUUUCAGUGGAAGCUGGUGUCAGGCUAUCUUCCACGAUCGUUUUAUGGAUUUGAGAGAUGAACUUCGAGAACUGCUGAUCACGAGCCCCGAAGAAGGCAAAGAAACAUUAGAAGAUCAUAUCAGACGCUUGAUUGAUGAAGAAAUGAGUUUAAGUAAAUCUCAACAAGAAGAACUGAACGAAGUCUACAAAUCAAGUGGUGCUAAAAGAGCCGUAGAAACAAGAUUAUUAAACUUUAUUAGUUAUAACUAUUAUCAUUUACCUAUGUAUACUAAACCAGGUAUGGUGUGAACAUUGUCUGGGAGACUCGUGUGUUUUUCUUCGCCUGUUGCAACCAUUGACUAGGUAGAUGAUAAAUAUCUGGGUAGUUAGAAAGAAGUGCUUGUGUAUGAAUUUUAACUGCUAUUAUUGGCUGGGCCCUUCUAUGCUUUAAAUGUUUUAUCCAAUCCACCACUGCUUUCUUGGGACCCUUCGAAGCUAUAAAAUUGUUGUAUCCAGUCUGUUACUGCUAUUAUUGGGUCCUUCGAUUCUUUACAUUGUUUUAUCCAAUCCAUAACUGCUAUUGUUGAGCCCCGUGAAGCUUUAUAUUACGGGAUCAAACAAUUUCAGUAAUCUAUCAGAUUUGUUCAUUUAGAUCCUAGAAGUGUUAGAAUGUCUGGGGUUUUUUUAUUUUUUUUUUUUAUUUUUUUUUAUCUAAAUAUGAAAUAUGUGGAAAACGUCUGUAACUGUGAUAAUAUUCUAAGCAUUAUUAACAUUUAAAACCGUGGCGUGGAAAUUCAUAAGACUGAAACAGUGAUUCCAUUUUCAUCGUACAUUAUUCUGUAUUGUGUAAAUGCCCAGUUAAUUUAUAUAUGAAAGUAUUAUUGUUUAUAAUCAACUACGUAUCUUUUGAUUGAUAAUUAUUGUUUAUAUUUUUAAAUAAAUUUGUUUAAAAA